[Torrubiella] hemipterigena is the source of this 738-nucleotide messenger RNA. NCBI's taxonomy places the organism in Eukaryota, Fungi, Ascomycota, Sordariomycetes, Hypocreales, Clavicipitaceae. The record is from the annotation of a GenBank genome assembly.
AUGACCGACUACGCUAGCUUCAAAGUCCCCGAGCUCAAGAAGCUCCUCACGGACAGAAAGCUCGCCACCACCGGCAACAAGGCCGACUUGGUUGCUCGUCUACAAGAAAACGACCAAGCCGCUGCCGCUGCUCCUGCUGCUGCCGAGUCCAAGCCUGAAACCAAGGAAGACGAAAUCGACUUUGAGGACGACGACGCCGCAAAACCUACCGAACCCGCGCCUGCUGCCGCUGCCCCCGCUGCCGCAGCUCCGGCUCCUGCUGCUGCUGCUGCUACCGAAGCUGAGGCUCCCAAGGCGGAUGCUGAAGCCCCGAAGGAGGCUGCUCCCCUCUUCACUCUCGGUCUUUCGUCAACUGCUGCCGAUGACGAAGCCCGCCGUCGUGCUGAGAGAGCCAAGCGCUUUGGCAUUGAGGAGGACGACGAGGCCAAGAAGCUUGCUGAGCGCGCCUCGCGCUUCGGCAUUGAUGAGAAGGAUCUAGCCAAGGGUCUCGACUCUGCCUUGCCUGAGCGUUCCCUUAAGCGUGGCCGCGGACGUGGUCCUGAGGACGGAAACCGACCCGGUAAGCGCCAGAGCCACGAUCGCAGGGGCGAUGGCCGCCGCGGUGAUGGUCGCAAGGGUGGUGACCGAAACCAAAACAACCGCAACCAAGGCGGUGCACCCAAGGUUGCAAGCAUCAUGGAUGAUCCUGCUGAAAAGGCCAAGGCUGCUGCCCGUGCUGCCCGCUUUGCCACCGCCUAA